This is a messenger RNA of Chenopodium quinoa (quinoa), 3462 nucleotides long. RefSeq lists its product as uncharacterized. Lineage: Eukaryota; Viridiplantae; Streptophyta; Magnoliopsida; Caryophyllales; Amaranthaceae. The transcript has 3 exons. Bases 1374 to 3446 code for a protein of 690 amino acids. The record is from RefSeq and is a predicted model, not a curated record.
UUUUCUUAAUUUAAGUAAACUAGGUUUUUAUGUGUAUUUUUGCUCGAAAUUCUGCUUUUGUUGUUGUUCUUCAUCUUCUUAGUAACACGAUUUUUGUUGAGCAUAAUUUUGUUUUUGUUGAUUUCGAGUUUAGCUGAUUUUUGUGGAUUUUGAUUUCGAAUUAAUGCCUGUUAGGAAUGCGAAUAGCUAAAAUGCGAAUUGUGUGUGUGUGUUUGUGUUUGGAGUAGUUAAUUUGAAUUUUGAGUAAUUUGAAGUGUUUUUAGUGGAUUUGUGAGUGAAUUCGGGAGAGUUUGGAGUAGUUAAUUCGAAUUUUGAGUAAUUUGAAGUGUUUUUAGUGGAUUUGUGAGUGAAUUCGGGAGAGUUUGGAGUAGUUAAUUCGAAUUUUGAGUAAUUUGAAAUGUUUUUAGUGGAUUUGUGAGUGAAUUAGUGAGAGUUUGGAGUAGUUAAUUCGAAUUUUGAGUAAUUUGAAGUGUUUUUAGUGGAUUUGUGAGUGAAUUAGUGAGAGUUUGGAGACAUAAAUUAGCUACACUGGUUCCUGCUUCCACUUGGUGUCCAACUCGAUUUGUAUUUUCCCGUGUUCCGUUUGGUGUAGGCAACAGGAAUGGUCAUCAAUCUCUUGCUAAUGAUGAUCUGGAAUUGAGACCUGACCAACAUGGUGACAUGUUUGGAGAUGGACUAACUGCCUUGGUUGCAUUGGUGUUCCUUGAUGCUGUUGUGUUUCUCUCUUACAACCUGUCUUUUCUUAUUUGUGAUUUGAAGUGGUUUCAGCUGCAUCAAAUGUCAUUAGGUUCCUACAUGAAUUAUUUGCCUUUUGCACUUAGAUAAAUUUUCUGGUGUUUGUGAUAUUGAUGCAAAGACUCUUUCCACAUCAACCGUAGAAAGAAAGAAAGAAAGAAAGAAAGAACAUAAAGUAUGAAGAAUGCUUCCUGGUUUAAGAUACUGACUUUGAUUCUAUAUGUCCGAUUUUUGGUGUUGAGCAGAUUGCUUAAGCGACUAACCCAGGAGCUACAGACAUCUGGGGUGGAUUUGUGAUAGAUUGCUUCUGAUCAUGCUAAAUCGACAUCUACAUGACUUUCUUGACUGUUGAAAAGUGUACUUCUAGUCUGACAUAUGUGCAUGGUUAAUUUGACUUUGUACUGGAUUUUGCUUCAAAAUUUCUGAAUUAGGCCUGUUUUGAACUUGAAUCAAGGUAGCCAGAAUUCGAGGAUUUGGAUACCUUAGUUUGAUCUGAUUUUCACUGCCCUGACCUGACCUGAAUUGAUUUUUUUAUUCGUAAACAAAUUGGUUGUCAAAAGACAUAAAUAUGAAUAUGACCUGAACUUGUUCUAAACCAAACCAAAAUAAACUGAAUCUUUUUGGAGGGGUGUUGGACUAUGUUAUUUUUGAAGUUUUGUUUUAAAAAAAGGUCACUAUGCCAUAAAAAGAGGCAACUACUUUGGUUUCUUUUGUUUAUCUUUUCGUAUGUCUUGUUACAGGGUGCAACAAGGAUUUUCAUUCGAUUUGGAUUAGAUUUUAUUCCUAUGGUGAGAACUAGAGGUGGUGCUACUUUUAAAAAAAGGAGAGGCCUUCGUAGCUCAACAGGAGGAGUUAAAUUGAAAGAUACAGGAGCAUGUAUCAAUCUCGAUCAUGAAGAUGAAGAGCAUAUUGAUGGUGGAAGCAAAAUGAUCGAUGAUGAUACUAACAGAGAUAAAGAUGCUUGUAUUGAAAAAGGAUUGAAAAAGAAAGCUAUCACUAAGAAAAAGAAACCUUCUAACAUUGAGAAUGCUAUACCUUUGUCAACUGUGAUGGAAGGAAAGAAGGGGAAUGAGUCUUCUUCUUCACAUGCUAUUGUUUUGCCAGCUAAGAAGAGAAAGUUGGAUGAAAAUGAAGGUCUUAAAGUGAAGAAAGUGAAGGCAAAUAAGGAUAAGAACAUUGUGAUUCAUAGGCAAGAAUCUGCAAUCAUAGAUAGUGAUGUACAUAUGGUGCAACGAGGAUUUAAAACACGUUGCAGGCCAUUUCAUUUAGUAGAGAUGAUUAAAACUUUUUCAGAUGAUCAAAUCAAGGCUGUUAAAGAAAUUGGCUUUGGAGGUUUGUUAUCUUUGAAGGUGAAACGAACUGCAACUGAUAUGCUAUCAUGGUUGGUAGAUUGUUUUGAUCAUGGUAGCUGCAUGUUUACUAUUGAUGGUAAAAAAGAUUUUGUUGUGACUGAAUUUGAUGUGUAUGAUGUUUUUUGCCUUCCUUGCAAAACAUCUAAGAAAGUUGAAGAAAUUUCUCGUUGUGCUAAUGUCAUCAACCCUGAUUAUGAUUUAAAGGUUAAAUGGAGGUCUCAUUUUGGUCUUAUGGGUGAGAAUGAUCAGAUUCCUUUGGGUUUUUUGGAAUCUAAGAUCCCUUUACUAGUAGAUGGCGGGGAAGAAUUCAGACAGCUUUUUAUCAUGCAUGCUUUUUCAAGCUUUUUAGCACCUACGUCCAACAGAACUGUGGAUUUGAGAAUUGUAAAAUGUUUGGUUGAUGUUAAUCAAAUAAGAAUUUAUAAUUGGUCAAAAUAUGUCUUAGAUAGACUUUGUGAAGCCGUGAAGAGCUACAAAGAAGGAAAUAUAGAAUGGUUUUGUGGUUGUGUUUUGAUGUUAGAGAUUAUCUAUUUUCAUCGAUUGAGGUUUAGGAAUGUUGUGUUAAAUUCUACAAUACCUUUAAUUCAACAUUGGACUGAUGUGGAUAUAAGAGAUAGAAUUAGAAAUGAAAAGUUGUCCAAGGGUUUUGGGUGUGGAAUUCUUGAGUUUGAUACAUAUCCAGUGAGUGAGAAGUUGCAAUUUGAGGAUGGACAAGUUGUUUGUAAUCAAUUCAAGGAAGCUCCUGUGAAUCAAACUUCUGGAAAAGAAUCUGUUGUUUAUGAAGGUGUCCGUAGCAAUGUUAAGGGUGUUAUUCAGUUUGAGCUACCUGCCAGUUCAAUGUCUAAUGAGGAAAUCCGUUCAAUUGCUAUUGAUGUAAGUAUUUUACCCUUUAAUUCUGUCUGUCUGUUUGGUUUUUUCUUUUUUUUUUUUUUUUUUUUUUUUUUUUUUUUUGUCACAAAUUAUUUUAUUAAAUCUAAGUGCUACAUUUUUUUUUCACAGGAAGUUUAUGAGAAGUUUUUGCUCAUGAAAAGAGAUUUAGAAGUGGUAUCUAACUUCUACAUGAAUGAGUUGAAAGUGUUAUUUCAGACUCGUAAAUCUAAUGAUGCUUCAACUUCGACACCUCCAAUGUCCCAAACUGAUUUAUUCUUUAUGAAUCCUCGUGUUCAUGAAAUUGUUGAUGAGAUUGUGUCUCUUGUAAAUUGGGUAAGCAAAGUGCCUAAUGGUUUGGAUGAUGAUGAUAUUGAUGAUAAUGGUGCACCUGCAAAAGAGAUUAAUGUUGUAGUUGGUGAGGUUCCAAGGAUAGGUUUUGAGCAUGUUUUAUCAAAAUCAUUGCAAUAUCAAAAUCAUUGCAAGGAAUGAACAUCAAGAGUAGUGC